ACACGAAAGAAGAUUUGCAAGCAGUACAGGGUUACCAAGGGGUUUGGGCAGCGAUGUGCUAACCGAAUUUAAGGUUAAAAGCAACUUUGUGCCGAUUCUUCCAAGCAAGAAAUUGGAAUUGAAUGUCUCAAGUCUUUCUGUGAUCACUGAAGGGAUUGGAUGUAAAAACCCAGAUUCCAACAUGGAGAAGCUAGAGAGAAUUCAUCCAAACAGGCAAGUGUUGGCGUUUAUUUUGAUAGUGUUCUUUUCUCAAGUUCGCUCCGAGCCUAUUCGUUAUUCUGUGCCUGAGGAAACCGAGAGUGGCUCCUUUGUAGCCCACCUAACCAAGGAUCUGGGCCUGCAAACUGGGGAACUGGCCGCCCGGUCGGCCCGGGUGGUGUCUGACGAUGACAAGCAGCCUUUGCAGCUGGAUCGUCAGACAGGAGAUUUGCUUCUGAAGGAGAAACUAGACCGGGAGGAGCUAUGUGGCCCUACAGAGCCGUGUGUACUGCAUUUCCAAGUGCUCCUGGAAAUGCCAGUGCAGUUUUUUCAAGGAGAAUUAUCAAUCCAGGACAUAAAUGACCACUCUCCAGUAUUCCCUGAUGAGGAAGUGCUCUUGAAAAUACCAGAAAACAGCCAGCCAGGGACUCUGUUUCCAUUGGUAUUAGCUCAGGAUUUGGAUGUGGGUAGCAAUGGUCUUCAAAAAUACACAAUCAGCCCCAAUUCUCAUUUUCACAUCCUCACUCGAAAUCAUAGUGAGGGCAAGAAAUACCCAGAUUUGGUGCAGGACAAAGCUCUGGACCGAGAGGAGCAGCCUGAGUUCAGCUUAACCCUCAUGGCGCUGGAUGGCGGGUCACCACCUAGGUCUGGGACAGUCAUGGUUCAAAUCUUGAUCAUGGAUGUCAAUGACAAUGCUCCUGAGUUUGUGCACACCCCAUAUGAGGUGCAGGUCCUGGAAAACAGCCCCAUAGAUUCCCCAGUUCUUAGGGUCACAGCUAGGGAUGUGGAUGCUGGAAACUUCGGGAGUGUUUCCUAUGGCUUGUUCCAAGCAUCAGAUGAAAUUAAACAAACUUUCUCAAUAAAUGCAGUCACAGGAGAAAUCCGACUAAAAAAGAAAUUGGAUUUCGAAAAAAUUAAAUCUUACCAUGUGGAAAUUGAGGCCACAGAUGGAGGAGGCCUAUCUGGGAAAGGCACAGUAGUCAUAGAGGUGGUGGAUGUGAAUGAUAAUGCCCCUGAACUUAGCAUAUCUUCCCUCACCAGCUCCAUCCCAGAAAAUGCUCCUGAGACUGUAGUCUCUAUCUUCCGAAUUCGAGAUAAAGAUUCUGGAGACAACGGAAAGAUGAUUUGCUCUAUUCCAGAUAAUUUGCCAUUCAUUCUAAAGCCAAUUUUCAAGAAUUUUUAUACUCUGGUAACAGAGAGACCGUUGGAUAGAGAGAGCCGAGCUGAGUACAACAUCACCAUCACCGUCACUGACUUGGGGUCACCCAGGCUGAAAACAGAGCACAGCAUAACCGUGCUGGUCUCCGACGUCAAUGACAACGCCCCGGCCUUCACUCAAACCUCUUACACACUACUUGUCCCUGAGAACAGCAGCCCCGCCCUGCACAUAGGCAGCGUCAGCGCCACAGACAGAGACUCAGGCACCAACGCCCAGGUCACCUACUCACUGCUGCCACACCAGGACCCACACCUGCCCCUCGCCUCCCUGGUCUCCAUCAACACAGACAACGGGCACCUGUUCGCCCUCAGGUCGCUGGACUACGAGGCCCUGCAGGCGUUCGAGUUCCGCGUGGGCGCCACAGACCGAGGCUCCCCUGCGCUGAGCAGCGAGGCGCUGGUGCGCGUGGUGGUGGUGGACGACAACGACAACUCGCCCUUCGUGCUGUACCCGCUGCAGAACGGCUCUGGGCCCUGCACCGAGCUGGUGCCCAGGGCGGCAGAGGCCGGCUACCUGGUGACCAAGGUGGUGGCGGUGGACGGCGACUCGGGCCAGAACGCCUGGCUGUCGUUCCAGCUGCUCAAGGCCACGGAGCCCGGGCUGUUCAGCGUGUGGGCGCACAAUGGCGAGGUGCGCACCGCCAGGCCGCUGAGCGAGCGCGACGCGGCCAAGCACAGGCUGGUGGUGCUGGUGAAGGACAAUGGCGAGCCUCCGCUGUCUGCCACCGUCACGCUGCACGUGCUCCUGGUGGAUGGCUUCUCCCAGCCCUACCUGCCGCUCCCGGAAGCGGCCCCGGACCAGGCCCAGGCCGACUCGCUCACCGUCUACUUGGUCAUCGCCUUGGCCUCUGUGUCCUCGCUCUUCCUCUUCUCGGUGCUGCUGUUCGUGGCGGUGCGGCUGUGCAGGAGAGACAGGGCGGCCUCGGGGGGUCGCUGCUCAGUGCCUGAGGGCCACUUUCCUGGCCAUCUGGUGGAUGUCAGCGGCACGGGGACCCUAUCCCAGAGCUACCAGUAUGAGGUGUGUCUGACGGGAGACUCUGGGACUGGUGAGUUUAAAUUCCUGAAGCCAAUAUUCCCUAACCUCUUGGUUCAGGACACUGGGGAAGAUGUUAAGGAAAACUCCAAGCACAGGAAUAGUUUUGUAUUCAGUUAAGUGUUGUAUGUAGUCCAGUGAACCUCUCAUUAAUUUUGUGAAACUUCCCAUUGCAAUGCCUUACUUUUAAGAACUUGUAUUGUUAUCUAAAUAUUCAUACAACUAUUCCAAACUUAGUCAUGUCCCCAAUAGCACUGAAUUUGUUCUCUUUUAUUGGUAUUAAUUGCACUUAGCAUUUUAAAUCAUACUAGAUGUUGAAUGCUAUUUUUCUAUUUGAUCUUCUCUUGGUGAUUAAUGUUUCCAUAUCUAUAAAUUACUCAAUUAGUAUAAAGAAGAAAUUUUAUUUUAGUGAAUUUCUUAAGUUACGUCUUCUUAAUGAAAUGCUUUAAAGCAUUUAUGAAAGCUUGAAUCCCUAUGUAUUUGUGGUGCCUGUCUUUAUCACAUAAUUUAAUCUUCACAAGGCCAAACUGUCUGAAAUUCCUUACAGUUACUUUGGCCUUUCUGGUUGACUAUAACCAGGUUAAGCUCCUUUAAUAGCCAUGAGCAUAAAACUUAGCAUGCUUGUUUUUCCCAAAUUAUAUAUAAACAUACACUUCAUUAAAAUACUAAUACACUAAAAUUCCAACCCUUUUCCUGUUGUGAGAACCAUAUAUGCUAGAGAUUAUUUUAUUUGCUUGCUAUUUACCUAGUACAUCGUGUUUCAUAAAUACUGAUAUUUAAAAAUUUUUAAACAUUCUCAUUUAUAAAUAAUAAUUAAAGAGAAAAAUCUCAUAUAACUUGCCAUACCUUUUGCUAAACUGUUAGAUCACUGCUUGAUAUUAUCAUUUUAAAAAACUUAGAACUGGAAUAAGCCUCUGAAAAAUUCAGGACGCUCAAGAGCAUCAUAGGUCUUCUUGUCCUUUCUUUUGCUUUACUAAUAGAAAUCCAAGUGUGGUUUAAUAUGUGUAUUUCCUUUGGUUUUCCUGCAGCUUCUCCUCAUCUUUCCAAAGAGUCAGGAAAUUUCUUCUGAAUCUUGGCUAUUCUGUUUAAGUCCGAUUAUCAGUUGAUCUCAAUUUUUUUUUUUACCUUACAUUACUUUGCAGAUGUGGACAGUCUAUACAAAAAGAAAUAAUGAUUUCUUUUUGAUGUUUAAUUAUCUUCUGUUUUGUUCUUUAAUGUAACCUUCAGUUAUUUUAAGUUAAUUUAAUUUUUAAAUUAUGCCAAAGUUGGAUUUGUAUAAAAUGAGUAUUAUUUUGUCCCUGAAUAGACUGGAACAGUAAUGAAUUUAUCUCAAUUAUAA
Messenger RNA from Lemur catta (Ring-tailed lemur), 3788 nucleotides. It is a transcript of the gene PCDHB4, whose product is annotated as protocadherin beta 4. The coding region runs from base 182 to 2569 and encodes 795 amino acids. The transcript has a single exon. The record is from RefSeq and is a predicted model, not a curated record. Gene Ontology annotation, biological process: homophilic cell-cell adhesion. Gene Ontology annotation, molecular function: calcium ion binding. Gene Ontology annotation, cellular component: plasma membrane. Lineage: Eukaryota; Metazoa; Chordata; Mammalia; Primates; Lemuridae.